Molecule: messenger RNA, 1089 nt
Organism: Macadamia integrifolia
Lineage: Eukaryota; Viridiplantae; Streptophyta; Magnoliopsida; Proteales; Proteaceae
Exons: 1
Coding region: 1-1089 (362 amino acids)
Source: RefSeq, a predicted model, not a curated record
AUGGUUGCAGCCAUUGGGCAGUUUGGGCCUGGACUUGAGCCCCCUUCUUAUCAUGAAUUGAGGGGGCUUUUUUUAAAUGAUGAAAAGGGUGGAAUUAAAGAAAUCAGGAAGAAAUAUGAAGAAUAUUGGAAGACAUAUGGGUGCACUAUUAUGUGUGAUGGGUGGACUAAUGAAAAUGGAAGACACUUGAUUAAUUUCCUCGUCAACUGUCCACAUGGGACUUAUUUUAUAGGUUCCAUAGAUGCAUCUAAUCAUGUGCAAGAUGCAAAUAUGUUGUUUCAGUUGCUUGAUAGCAAGAUUGAAGAAAUUGGAGCGGACAAUGUUGUACAAAUAGUUACAGACAAUGUAGCCAAUUAUGUAGCAGCUGGUAAAUUGUUGAUGAAGAAGAGAAGUAGAUUGUAUUGGACUCCUUGUGCAGCUCGUUGUUUGGACCUUAUGUUGGAGGACAUAGGUAAUUUGGAAGCAUAUAGGGCUGUGAUAGGGAAGGCAACAAGAAUAACAAGCUUUAUCUACAUGCAUACUUUCCUUCUUGAAGAUAUAAGGAUCAGAACAAAUGGGAAGGACCUAGUGAGGACUGGAGUAACUAGAUUUACCACUUCAUUCCUGACACUCCAAAGCUUGUUAAAGCAUAAUGGUGCCUUGAUGCAAUUAUUUGUGUCUGAUGAUUGGAAUAAUUCUAAGUUGUCUAAGACAGAAGCAGGGAAGAAGGUGGAAGAGAUAGUGCUUGCUAGAACAUUCUGGGAUGAUGUGCGAGAUUGCCUUAGAGCAUCACAUCCAAUUCUUGUUGUCUUCAGGUUAAUUGUUGCUGAUAAGAAGCCUGCCAUGCCUGAAAUUUAUAUGGCAAUGGAAGUGGCAAAAAAGAGGAUAAAACAGAAUUUUGUGAACCGAGAAAGGUCAUGGAAAGAGGUGAUAACAAUUCUUGAUAGGCGUUGGGAGUGUCAGAUGGAGCAAUCAUUACAUGCUGCAGCAUUUUACCUCAAUGCUGGUAAGUAUUUUGAGUACAUUGCUGAUGAGACAGUUUCUUGUGACGAAGUGUGCAAGAUAAAUAAUGCCUUUGUUGAAGUGAUUACAAGACUAGUGCCUGAUUAA